AUGGCCCGAUGUCAUCAACAUCGACAACUAUCAUUUACUCGACGGCAGCAAGGAGCCAGCCAGCCAGCCAGCCAGACCUGCCGUGCCGUGCCGUGCCAGGCCGUCCGCUCUCGUGCCAAUCAAUCCCAGAUUUUUUUCCAUCGUCGCAUGGCCCGCUUGCCGCUGCGCUUGGCGUGCUCGCUCGAGCCCUUGGCCUCUGGCUGCAAUGCACUCUUCAUCCGCUGCUGCUCAAGACCUAAGCUCUCUGUGUUUACUCUUAUGCCUAGCUUACCCUCGUCCCGUCCCGGCCCCCUAGCACCACGACGACGACCCGCACGACCUAAAAAGCUUCCGCCCUCGCCCUCGCCCUCGCGGGCAGCUCCAGCUGCCCGCCACGCGCGGGGUGCGCACCCCUGCAGUCCCGCCGCUCGCCUCGCAUGUCAUCACCCGAAAAUCUCCUCCCCCCUGCCCAAUCGCAAACGCCCUCCCCUUUCUCUGACCUCCGCCUGCGCUAUCCGCGCUCCCUCAUCUGGGGCCCUGCCCCCUUGCCCUAGCUCGGGCCCUGCCCUGCCCUGCCUUCGUUCUUCGACCUGA
Molecule: messenger RNA, 573 nt
Organism: Marchantia polymorpha subsp. ruderalis
Lineage: Eukaryota; Viridiplantae; Streptophyta; Marchantiopsida; Marchantiales; Marchantiaceae
Source: the annotation of a GenBank genome assembly